Molecule: messenger RNA, 8987 nt
Organism: Schistosoma haematobium
Lineage: Eukaryota; Metazoa; Platyhelminthes; Trematoda; Strigeidida; Schistosomatidae
Product: Serine hydroxymethyltransferase 2
Exons: 7
Coding region: 591-1988 (465 amino acids)
Biological process (GO): protein homotetramerization; purine nucleobase biosynthetic process; regulation of oxidative phosphorylation
Cellular component (GO): cytosol; BRISC complex; nucleus
Molecular function (GO): pyridoxal phosphate binding; cobalt ion binding; serine binding
Source: RefSeq, a predicted model, not a curated record
CUGCAUCCUUUCAUUUAGCUAGAUAACAUUUCGGAAUCCCAGUUGAUGUCAGUUCGUGAUAAAAACGACAAAUCUAUUUCUUACCCUAACCAUCAACUGGAAAUCAUAAUUCUAAUUCCCCACACUGGUUUAUGACCUUCAUUUAGUUCUAAUUAGUGGGUGAACAUUCUCGAGGUCACUUUAGCAUCGCUCAAAGGUCGUCCAUAAAUUGUGGUCUCAUUGAUGUAAAUUAUUCCAAGAUGUUUACAAUUGAGUGACCAGAUAGUCGAAAAGACAACUGUACUCACUGACCACAAUACACUUGAAUGAUUCGACAACAUGGAGUUUAUAUACAAACCGGGUAUACCCAGCCCGUCCUUGUACUAAAUUCCAAGUUGUCCUAAUUUUAGGCUUGUUGUGCUACUGGUUGUUUUUUCUUUGUUUUCCUUAUUAGGACCAAGUGCAUUUUAUGCACUUACUGAGUUUUCGGUUUACUUUUCCUCCUGUUUUUCCAGCUUUCAGCUAUCCUCACGCAUACAACUCUUUGCACUCUUAUAGUACCUAAAGUACUACCAGGCUAGACGUGAACAGACACUUGACCAACUGCGUCGAUGAAGGUCACUAAGCACUUAUGGUAUCAUAUCCAGUGUUACUUGAAAGCAACUAGUCCCAUGGUAUGCCCGUCAGCGAAGUAUGGUACAAGGAUGUUGGAAAUUAAAGACGUUGAGUUGUGGGAAUUGAUACGAAAAGAAAAAACUAGACAACGAUCAUCACUCGAAUUAAUUGCUUCGGAAAACUUUGUAUCACAAAGUAUUCUUGAAUGCCUUGGCUCAUGUUUAACAAACAAAUAUUCAGAAGGAUACCCCUUUGCGAGAUAUUACGGAGGAAAUGAAGUUAUAGAUGCUAUUGAGACACUAGCGCAAUCCAGAUUAUUAGAUCUCUUCGGUCUCAGAACCCCUGGAGCAACACUUGGUGAUGUUGAGUGGGGUGUUAAUGUUCAGCCGUAUAGUGGGUCCCCAGCGAAUUUCGCUGUAUAUACCGGCCUACUUAAUCCUCAUGACAGGUUAAUGGGUCUUCAUUUACCUGAUGGUGGUCACCUUACACAUGGUUUCCAGACUUUUUCAAAAAAGAUUAGUGCCACAUCUAUUUUUUUCGAAUCUAUCCCCUACCGUCUAAAUAAGGAGACGGAACUGAUCGAUUAUGAUGCACUACAGAAAGAUGCUCUCAAUGUAUUCCCAAAACUUAUAAUUGCUGGAAUUACCGCCUAUCCACGAUUGCUGGAUUACAAGCGUUUUCGUCAAAUUUGUGAUUCAGUUGGAGCUGUAUUACUAGCUGAUAUGGCCCAUAUUUCAGGUCUAGUUGCUGCAAAAAUUAUCCCAUCACCAUUUGAAUAUGCGGAUGUUGUGAGUUCUACAACACAUAAAACUCUACGUGGACCGCGCUCUGGAGUCAUUUUUUAUCGCAAAAAAGAGAGAUCUAUGGAAAAACCUAAAGUAAACUGUUGCAUUCCUGUUGAUCAGUUGGAAACAAGAAUAAAUAAUGCAGUUUUCCCUGGCCUUCAGGGCGGACCACAUGAGAAUGCAAUAGCUGCUAUUGCUGCUAUGGCGUUUGAGGCAAGUACACCUGAAUUUCAAGAUUAUGUUCGUCAGGUCUUAGCAAAUGCUCAAGCUUUGGCUAAUGCUCUUACAUCACUCGGUAUCCGCCUUGUGACAGGUGGCACUGAUGUCCAUUUCAUUCUUAUUGAUUUAUCUAACUCACCUAGUAAACCAAAAUUAGGUCGGGGCGAUGGAGCACGAGUUCAAAUGAUUGGUGAUCUUGUUGGUAUUGUUCUAAACAAAAAUACAGUUGUUGGUGAUUCUAGUGCACAGCAACCAUCUGGUUUGAGAAUUGGUAAAGUUCUUAAUUUUAGCUUCCUAUUUACUUAUACGUACAAUAAAUUAUACUUUUUAUUCAAUUCUAAUGGUGGAUAUGUCGCUCAAUUUCGUGGAUUAGUUGAAGUUGGACAUUAACACCGUUGGAUGCCGGCUCAGUGGUCUAGUGGUUAGGUGCUCGCGCGCGAAACCAGUAGGUCCUGGGUUCGAAUCUCGCGGGGGACGAGGUCGUGGAUGCGCACUACUGAGGAGUCCCACAAUAGGACGGAACGGCCAUCCAGUGCUUCCAGGUUUUCCAUGGUGGUCUAGCUUCAACUGACUCAUGAUCUUAACCAUUGCAAUUCUAAUUUAGUAAAAGAAUUCUUUGAUCCUAUUAAUUCACUUAAAUCAUGUUGUCAUAUUAUUUUAACUACGCUGGAAUAAUUAACGAAAUAACCAUGAACAUUCCCAUCUACGUACUAAAAGUUUGAUUGAAUUUAUAUAGUCUGAUCAAUUCCCCUUUUCAACAAUUUGAUAAUUUCUUAAAUGCAAAAACCUAUACCUGAAUUAGUCAUGGAAUUAAAGUUGGACGAGAUUAAAAAGAAUGAAGAUGUUUCAGCGAAGAAAAUUUUCUUCUCGAUGAUAUUAUUUUCCGAAGCUGUACAAUCGUCCUUAUAGGUAGCCCUUUGCAUUUAGUAGUCUAGAACAAAAUAAAGGCGUGUUACAAAAUGAUCAAAGAUGGUCACACACUUAUUCGAGUAUCGGAUGUAAAAGUUUAUGGAAACGAAGUAACUAAAGAUUAUCAGAUUUUAAGUAUUGAAUAUAAUGACUAAUAAAUGGAAGUGUAUCAUCUCAAAGUAUUUGAAGUUAUCGAAAGUUUUCAAACAUUAAAUAAAAUUACCGUUACAUCAUUUAGCCAAGCAGUCGAACAUCAUGAAAUGAAGUUAUGGAAUAAUUUCGGAAGUAAUAGAAAUUAAUUAUAAAAUGAAUGCAAAAGACAGUUGUUUACUUUACAAUAGAGAAGGUAAAAAGGCUAAUAAUUAUCACUUACGACUUGUAAGAUUGCGAGAGGUUCUAAGGCUAUCGAAGAAUAAGGGAUUGAGCAUGACCCUUUUGUACACAGAGGUAGGGUUUAAGAUAUUAAUUUGCUAUAGCUGUGCACCCAUUCUUCGUGCGAAUCGUCUUCGAGUCAGUUUUUUCUAACAUUGUAGAUUUAUUUAUUUUAACACAUAGAUAUUGGUACAAGGAGGCACCAAAUACAUAUGCACCACACAAAUCUCAUUCGAUAUGUGUGAGGGCUUUGAUACUGCCCGGGUGCCCAAACCGAAGCAGGACAUUGUAGAUUAUUUUAAACGACGACUCUCGUGAUGGCAUGUAACCAAUGUUGACCAUGUGUUAAAUGAUCGAGCUGUUGAUUGAUUUGCAUUCCCUUGUAAAUAUCUAUGCAGGAUAGUCCUCGGACAUUUGCUUACCAUGCACAUGCUUUAUACAGCUCAUACAGCAUGGCCCACAUAACCAAGUAAAAUGAAUAAUCCACAUAUAGGUAACCUAAUGCGACAUUCUAAUCACGAUUCUUCCCUGAGUGGGUUUCUUACUGGACAAAACAAUUCGAAGCUCCAAUGAAUGAGACGUCUUUCUCAGAGAUCUAUUGUGCUUUUCGGUAUCUCAGCAGCCACAUCUCUCUUGAAUUCAGUUUUCAUAAAUAAAACUUUGGGACUGUAUGAGUACUUUCGACUUAAUGUUUUGGUUUCUAUCAAAGGAACAUAAGUUUCAGUUAAAUAAUAUCGUCGAAAAGAAAAAUUUCUUCUCUGAAAUAUCGUCAUUCUUUUUAAUGAAUCAGUAGUUUUCUUUUAUUGUUCUUAGUGGAAUUAUUUGAUUUGAACUUUCACUAGAAUUAGAUCGAACUGUUUAAAAUAAAUACUACACUUAGGUAAUGAAAGUCAUUAGAUUCAAUUUGUUCAUAUAAAUAUUGAGACGACUUCAAAAUAAAAUUAUCUUGGAGAAACUAGAAGACGGAGGUCAGAUAUUGAGAUCUUUAGAACUGACAAAGGUUCAGGGGUGGUUCUUAUUGAUAAGUGUGACUAAAGAAAAGAUGUUAUCUAUACUGGGUGAUCAGAGUAGGUUCCUGCAGGACGUUCCAUCCAAUACUAAUGUUAUAAAAUUGAAAUCCAGAGUAGUCUAAUCUACUAAAGCUUCUUACAAUGAAUGGGAUGAACAAAGAGGAAGUUAAUUUGCCAAAACCUCCCAGUUCUGUUCUCUCAAAUUUAUAUAGAUUACCUAGAAUUCAAGCCUAAUAAUCCAGUACAACCAAUUUUAUAUAUGCGUGGUUCUCCUACACAGAAACUAGCUAAAUGGUUAGGAAAAUUGUUAAACCCAAUCCGUAAUAAAUUAUGUAAGUUUUCCUUGAAAGAUACAUUUGAAUUAAUUGAUCUUCUUGAAGACUUUGGAUUCUUUUGAUGUAAAAUUUUUUUUACGAAUGUACGGUUAACUAAGACUAUGGAUUUCGUUUGCGACUAUACAUCUGCUAAUUUUCCCCUUUUUCCUGUUUGGUCAUCAUUGUUGAAAGAAUUAAUUUUAUUAUGUACUGCAAAUGUCCAGUUCACGUUUGAAGACGAAUAUUUUCGAAAGUUGAUGGUGUUGCUAUGGGAAGCCCUUUGGGGCCUCUCUUAGCUGCUGUAUUUGUCAGAUGUUGAAAGUAUGACGAGUAUGGAAGAUACAUGGAUGAUAUGCUAGUUAUAUGUAACAAAGAUUUUGAGGUUUCCCGGUUAUUAGAUAAACUCAAUGGGGUCCAAAUCGAUAUCGUAAUGAACUAUGAAGCAGAAAAUGAUGGCCAAUAGCCCUUUUUAGACAUGCUUUUUAGUCGAAGUGUGGAUGGUACUAUAAAACUGUCAGGCUGGUCAAUAUCUAAAUUUCCAGAAUUUCUGUCUAUCGCAAUACAAACCAGGCUUGGUUAAGUGCCCACAGAUACUGUUGGAGAAGACGAACAACUGCUGAGUGACACUAAUAACAAAUAAUUAUCCAGUAAAUUUUAUAGAUAGGUGCAGAAGUCAGUCAGCACUAAAACCUCUCGUUUAUGCUGUUCCGAAUAAAACUGUUUAUAUCUGUCUACCAUUCGAAGGUGAAUCUAAUAGUAUGGUUUGAAGACAUAUUAAAAGCAGCUAUCGUGAAAACCUAUUACGCUGCUAAACUGGUUGUGAUUGAAAAGACUAAGCCCACGAUCCCAAAUAGACCUAGAAAAUGCACGGACGAUUGCAUCAUAUCCCAUUUACCAAUUUACAUGUUUGUGCGGACACACUUAGGGUGGAGUAAUCGAACAGUGCAAUCAAGCGUUAUGGUACAUGUGCCUAGGUGGCUUCAAAACCAAUUAGUGUCAAAUGGUCCGAUCAACAUUGGAGGUAGAAAACCAUGUUCAUCGAUAGCAAAACACAUAGUUGCAACGGCGCACAGAAUUAACAUCAGUACAGCUUUCAAAACGUUGUAUAGAAAUUGUCAAGGACGAACUCUUAGGUUCAUAGAAGCCUUGACUAUUCGUAAAUUUAAAUUCCACUUAUGUGUACAAAAACUAUUUGUCGUAACCUUGGAUUUACCUUGGUAAUCCUUAAGUCAUUUUAUGGCCUAGGAUAACACGACAAUUUCUUAUUGUAUCAUUUAAUUGACGUUUAUUAAUUUUCAUAUAAAAAUGCCCUGGCAGUUAUGUGUGACCAGAUUAUUCGAAAUGUAUAGCGCAAAUACAUCACAUUUUUCAGAUCAACUCCGUCUUCUAAUUGCUUUAUCGAAAUGUAGGAAAGGGAUUAAUUGCUUAAAAUUAUCUUGAUAUUCACUUACGAGUAUAUUUUGUAGUUAUUUAUUUGAUCAUGAAGAUAAAAAUACAUAUAUGAGAUCAAGGACCACAGAAGAAUUCAUUUGUUUACCGUAUGAAUUAUCUAUAGUCCUUAAAAAUUUGGAAAUAUAAAAUAAAUGAAUCUGUAAUAAAACACUUGUCUAUUAAGAUAUAUUUGCGUUUAUGUUUAUGGUAUGGUGUUUACUGAAGUCAGCAGGGAUUAAGUCAAGUUAAAUUGUUUUAUCAUGUGUAACGUGUCAGUUUAAGUUGUAUUAGAGAGACUUAGUGUGUUUGAAAUUGUGCAAUCAUUUACUAGGAUUUAUGUGGAGUUUUUCUGUAGUGACGAUUCCUCAAGAAAACUAAAUUAAUAAUGUUAAAGCCCUCGAAUAAACGGAUAACAUAAAAAUAAACAAUAAAAUAUUUUUUUACAAAUGUACACACUUAAUUACAAAAUAUUUUGAGAGAAAUAAAAACUAUGGUGAUCAAUUUAAGCCACAGGUGUAAACUACUUUUCUUUGUUGUGAACUUACGAAGUGAUAAAAUCAAUUUUGGCUACUACGCCUAAUUCUUAUCUAUCAUACCAGACAUAGGUUGAAAUAGGAGUCAAUCAUUAGUUUUGAUCUCACUUAUUUGUCAUUAAUUGUCAGGUUGUAGCUUUCGUCCAUUCAGGGUGUUGGAACUUGUUCAUAAAUGUGGGGAAGCAGCAGUCAAUCUUUCUUUAUGAGGCAUGUUAGCUUUCGAGGUGUGAGUUUCCCACCUUGUUUCCCUCAAAUACGAUCUCCUUGACUAUCUAUUUCCAAAACUUACGAGCUCUUCUUUAGUUUUCGAAAUUCAUUCCACACAGCGUUUAAACUUAUUUGCUCUUACUGACAGCUAUCUCUGUAAUCUUCUAGCAUAUACUGCAUUGUAUCCAACACACGUGACUUCAUAAACAUCGUUUAACUAUUCAUUUCUUGUUAUUCUAUUCUUGGCGUUAAUACUGAACAUAGUGUUUGAAAAGUCUUGAAUAUCAAAUACAAAAUAAUGUAGUCGCUCACAAUACUAAGAGUAAUAAAUGUUUUCUUUUAUAUAGAGAUGACUAAUUACAUUCUAGAACGACAACUCAUCCAAAUCUAUAUUCAGACUGUAGUAUUGUAAAUAAAGCAGUCAACUUUCAACAACGAUUCAAAUCCUGCUUCAUUUUUACGGAUUUGGUCAGCUUAGUAAUAAAAGUAACAUUCGGAAAAUUCAUCUCGUAGCUAUGUAGAUAAUUACGUUAAUUAGUUACAUGAGAAUUCAACUUAGAAUGUAAAAUUGCUGUCGCUCGACAUGUGCUAAGUAACACUAACGAUUCUGUGUCCCACUGCAAUAUAUAUGUGGAUAAAAUGAGUAGAUUUACUUGGGGUUAUGUUUAUCAUUCAUAUCUUUUUAUAUUUCAUUUAAUACCAUGCGACUAUUGAUAUUAUACUUUGAAAAUAUUCAAUUGAUGAAUUAUUAGUAUUUAGUUUUGGUGUCAAUAUUCUAGUACGUCCUCUGAAUUCAUUGAAAAUGGAGGUUGUUGGUAAACGUUUCGUAUACAUAUUAUACGUUUCAUGAUAGAUAUUUUAAAAAAAUUUCCAUUCUCUAGGUACUCCAGCGCUAACUACUCGUGGGUUUAAAGAAAAAGAUUUUGAAAAAGUUGCUUCAUUUAUUGACGAAUUACUUGACCUGACAGUUGUGGUCAAGUCUGUCUCAAAAAAUCUUAAAUCUUUUCAACUUACCCUUCAAAAAGAUGAGCUCAUAAAAUCCAAGAUUGAGGAUUUACGUCAUCGUGUUGCUGAUUUCGCGUCUAGCUUCCCAAUUCCUGGAAUGGAAGAUAUUUGAGCAAAUCUAUGUACAGAUAAUAUCGAUUUUCAUCUGCUACUUCGUAUUCCAAAUAUUAGUUUAAUACUACUGCCCAAACUGUGAUUAGAUUUAUCUAUGUUCUGUGAACUUUUGUAUCACUUGUGGUGUGAUAAUUGUAAUUUUCUUAAGCUUUUUUAAAUUCCCAGUCUAAUGUUAUGACUAUGUUUUGUUUGUAUAAUCACCCAGAAAACAAGUUGUUUAGUCAUAUUGCACUAUUUCACUACUUUGUGUUAUAGCUAACAUAACUGUGACAUCAGUAAGGGUGCUCAUAACUUCAUAGUAUGCCGUCGUUUAGUUUGACGACCUUAUGAAUUUUUACUCAUUCGGUUUGUUUGUUUUCGGGUUUCUUUUGCGAAAAUAGCAAUCAAGCUUAGUCAGAUAAGCACACCCUUCCAAGCCCCUCUGUAUUUUGAAGAGAAUCUAAUGUUACGAGACUCACUUUUAGUACUUAUUGCUUCGGAUAACCUUAGAUUAUUACCAGGUCUAUAAAAAUCACCUAAUUCUGAUACAUAGCUUCUGAACUGUAUAGAUGCCUUUGGACGUAUCGCCUUGUUUUCCUUUAUUUAAUCUAAGAGAUUUUGAAGAUGCUGAAAGCCAAGUCAAGCCCCAUUUGUGUUCUAUCGAAAUAUAAUGAUUUCACUGAUACAGUCGGAGUGAAUGGUCGUAAAUAUAGCGUUUUGUUUCCCAUUCAGAAGAAUCACUAUGUCAUAUUUACACUUCUUAUUCUUCCUUGUAUCACUCAUGUUAGCUCCUUAUUUAUCACAAAGGGGUUAUCACCUUUUUAUUUUCCUCUUAAAGUCAAUAAACAGCUUAUCGGUUUCCCUGUAUAGAAAUCUCAAGAAGAUAAACUAGAUUUAUUAUUCCGGACUACUGAAUAUUCUUAAUUGGGAAGCUUGCCUCUUAAGUAGUGGCUUGAACGCAGCUCUAAUGGUACUUUACAUUGAUUCCGAGUACUGCUUUGGUCAAAUUGUUCCAUGGUGCUUCUGUAAACCUAUACAUAAACAAAUCGAUAAGAACCAAGCUACGCUACCUCAGCCCACUGUUCCAUUAAUCUGGUGACUUUUCAGCUCUAGUAACAAUACACCAAGUUCAUGAAAAAUUCGCACCGAUGAGACCGAACGUUUUACUAGAAAGGAAUGUGAUGCUCCAACUAGUGAUAGAAUCAGCUUAAUUUGCCGACUAUUAAAAAAACGACUAAAUCCCCUAAGAUAUCUAUCCCUUCAACUUUUUCUUGAUGAAGUACAUUACAGAAAGUCGUUUCGAGGAACUUGAGUAUAUAUUUCUUCAUCCUUAUGCAGUGAACGGGGACAACCAGCCAAUCAAUUGUAUCGGACUUGAUUGUUCCUUCGUUUCCACACCAAUCACUCUUUGUUCUCGUUCUCUUAACCUUUUGCCUCUAUGUAUUCCACUUUCGACUGGUGGUACAUAACACUUGUGUCUGUCAACACCAAUAACACACAACAUUUACACUGUUG